AUGCCCGUUAGCUUGUGGCCGCACGGGCGAUGCCACCGGAUCUUGCCAGUCAACCAUCCUGCGCGUCCGCGGAAACUCGCUGCUCCCUUGGCACAGCCUUGGAAGAGCCACCUGCCAGCUGUUCCGCCUCGCCCCUCCUAUCUAGCAUCUGCUAUCUAUGUUCGCGUCCUCUCCGUCCUCUCCUCCUUCCCCCGCCGGCUGCCUAUUCUUGGUAUCGUCUGCACCAUCCUCACUUCGCGAUUGGCUAGUAUGCCGCACUCGUUCCUGUCGAUCGCCUCCGUGCCCGCCAUCGUCUGUGCCGAAUCUUGA
Molecule: messenger RNA, 309 nt
Organism: Dichomitus squalens LYAD-421 SS1
Lineage: Eukaryota; Fungi; Basidiomycota; Agaricomycetes; Polyporales; Polyporaceae
Exons: 1
Coding region: 1-309 (102 amino acids)
Source: RefSeq, a predicted model, not a curated record